Molecule: messenger RNA, 3439 nt
Organism: Taeniopygia guttata (zebra finch)
Lineage: Eukaryota; Metazoa; Chordata; Aves; Passeriformes; Estrildidae
Gene: SMAD2
Product: SMAD family member 2
Biological process (GO): activin receptor signaling pathway; positive regulation of transcription by RNA polymerase II; anatomical structure morphogenesis
Cellular component (GO): heteromeric SMAD protein complex
Molecular function (GO): I-SMAD binding; RNA polymerase II cis-regulatory region sequence-specific DNA binding; DNA-binding transcription factor activity, RNA polymerase II-specific
Source: RefSeq, a predicted model, not a curated record
GGGCGUUUCGGGGGGCGGGCCCUCAGAGGAGGUAACGCUGAGGGAAGAGGCGGCGGCCGCACCGCACUCGGGGAGACGGAGGAGGAUAAGGAAGGGGAGAGGAGGAAGAAGGAGGGCAAGGAGCGGUGGCUCUCGGCGGAUCCUGGUGGCUCCCGGGGUCAGACGGGACUCUCCAAUUCAUUGUUUGCUGAGUGUUCUGUCUGGUGAAAGUCAUGUCCAUAUUGCCAUUCACUCCGCCGGUUGUGAAGAGACUUCUGGGGUGGAAAAAAUCCGCUGGUGGCACUGCAGGGGCUGGUGGUGGUGAGCAGAAUGGUCAGGAGGAGAAGUGGUGUGAGAAAGCAGUGAAAAGCUUGGUCAAGAAGCUAAAGAAAACAGGACAGCUGGAUGAGCUUGAGAAGGCAAUUACCACUCAGAAUUGCAAUACAAAAUGUGUGACAAUACCAAGCACUUGCUCUGAAAUUUGGGGACUGAGUACACCAAACACGAUAGAUCAGUGGGAUACAGCAGGCCUUUACAGCUUCUCUGAACAAACCAGAUCUCUCGAUGGCCGUCUGCAGGUGUCUCACCGCAAGGGACUGCCUCAUGUCAUUUACUGCCGCCUGUGGCGCUGGCCAGACCUUCACAGCCACCAUGAACUUAAGGCAAUUGAAAACUGUGAAUAUGCUUUUAAUCUUAAAAAGGAUGAAGUAUGUGUAAACCCUUACCACUACCAGCGAGUGGAGACGCCAGUCUUGCCUCCUGUGCUUGUGCCGCGGCACACUGAGAUCCUAACGGAGCUCCCACCUCUGGAUGACUAUACCCAUUCCAUUCCUGAGAACACUAACUUUCCAGCUGGGAUUGAACCACAGAGCAAUUACAUACCAGAAACACCUCCUCCAGGAUAUAUCAGUGAAGAUGGAGAAACAAGUGACCAGCAGCUGAACCAAAGCAUGGAUACAGGAUCUCCAGCAGAGCUGUCUCCUAGUACUCUCUCUCCAGUUAAUCAUAGCCUGGACUUGCAACCAGUUACUUACUCGGAGCCUGCGUUUUGGUGUUCAAUAGCAUAUUAUGAAUUGAAUCAAAGAGUGGGAGAAACCUUCCAUGCGUCUCAGCCUUCCCUGACUGUAGAUGGCUUUACAGAUCCAUCAAAUUCAGAGCGAUUUUGUCUAGGUCUGCUUUCCAAUGUAAACAGAAAUGCUACAGUGGAAAUGACAAGGCGACAUAUAGGCAGGGGAGUGCGCCUGUAUUACAUUGGCGGAGAAGUUUUUGCCGAGUGCCUGAGUGAUAGCGCAAUCUUCGUUCAGAGCCCCAACUGUAAUCAAAGAUACGGCUGGCAUCCUGCAACUGUGUGCAAAAUUCCUCCAGGAUGCAAUCUAAAAAUCUUUAAUAACCAAGAAUUUGCUGCUCUUCUGGCUCAAUCUGUGAAUCAGGGCUUUGAAGCAGUUUAUCAGCUUACUAGAAUGUGUACCAUAAGAAUGAGCUUUGUUAAAGGAUGGGGGGCUGAAUACAGGCGGCAGACGGUAACGAGCACUCCUUGCUGGAUUGAGCUUCACCUGAACGGGCCUCUACAGUGGCUGGACAAAGUAUUGACUCAGAUGGGCUCCCCUUCAGUUCGCUGCUCCAGCAUGUCCUAAAACUCUCCUCUGUCACCAGUGGGCUGAAAAUCGAGUUCAGUCAACAGACUUAAUAUAACAGCUCGUCUGUCGUAGUAUUUGUGUGUGGUCCCCAUGAACUGUUUACUAUCUAAAAAGGUUUUUUUAAAAGAAAAAAAAAAAAGAAAAAAGAAAAAAAAAGAAAAGAAAAGAAAAAAGAAAAAACAGCACUUGAGGUCUCAUCAGUUAAAGCACCUUGUGGAUUCUGUUUCCUAUACUCUGAUACUAGAUGAAAAUUUAGUGUAUAGAAAAGCCUUCUUCAGAAAGAAGGGACAGUUCUAAAGACUCUUUAAUGGUGUUUUUUAUUGGGUAUAUAAUUGAGUGUCCUAAUGGUUAUCAAUAACAUGAAUAGCUAAGUAUAUAUACAGAUAAUGUUUCAUGAUCUCAAAUAUCACAGUAUUGUGCUGUUCUACAAUUUAGUUCCCAUAAAUGGUAAUGUUGGUUUUUUGAUUGGGGCAAGUGUCUCAUGAAAUUUCAAGACUUUGCUCCCCUAUUCUUUUGUAUUUUUUUAAUAUAAGUAGGUUUUCAAGUUGUCCUAAACAUAAAAAGACUUUCCUUAGAGAAAAACCGAUUUUUUUGCUGCGUUCUGAAGAGAAAGUCCCUCCAUUGGAAGGGAAAGAAAUGUCUUGAGAUUGAUCUGUGAAGUCUUAAGACACUUUAUUUACUUAAUGGGGCCUAAAAUGAAUUCAUAUUAUAAAUUCUGAGUGUCCAUCACACUAGCAGUCUACUUUUUGAUACCCAUUUGAGUUGAUGCAUCUGUUGCCAGCAGUAUUGCUGGCAGUGGUGUAAUUUGGGACUUUUUUGUACCUUGGUCAUUGAAAUGAAUUAUUUUUUCUCAUGCACUGAGAAUUUAACAUGGCUUUAGAUAUUGGAUUAACUGCACAAAGUUAUAGGCUUACCCCUUAUCAUCUGUAUUUUUUUCACUUUUUCAUAUGUCACUAAAAAUAAUGGGGUUUAGUUUUCAGAGCCAUAUACCUUGAAAAAUUAUUUCCUGGGUAAGCUAGACUCUUUGUUUAGGUUUUAAAUAGAUGCAGCUUCUUAACAUAUUUCAGUAACAGAAUUUAAAUUUCUUAUCUGAGUCGCUUUUAUAGUUUACUUACACACCAGAUCAUAUGCAUUCAUUAUGUCAUAAUGGGCCUUGUUAUUAAAAGUAGUUGCUUCUGCAAAACCUCUAGAAUAGUGGUUGCUGAGGUAUGACCAGCGAAGGAGGACUUCCAGGUUCUUCAUGACAGUGCAUGUUAUUGUGAACCCUUGGACACUACAGCUGCACCAUAUUAAAAUUAUUCUGAAUUAUAUUCUACAAAUAAGUCUGGGUUGGGGAUGGGUUGGGAAACUGUAUAGAAGGGUUAUUCUGACUUGAAAAAUACACAUCUUACUAACAAUCUUGUGAUCUAGCUGUCUGUCAUUCUUUUGUUAUUGUGGCAGUAGCAGGAUUGCCUUUGUCUGUUUUUUUCCACUGUUUCAUCAAUUACACUAGUUCUGUACUUUGUAAGUACAGCUAGUGAUAACUUAGCUUUGAGAACAAAAAUGUGGCCAGUGUUACAGCUUUUAAUCACUUGACUGAAUUGGUGAUAGUGAUGGAUAUUUUUAUGCCAUAAUGACUAGGGCAUAGAAGCAAUACCAAAAAUCAAGCCUUGAGAAAAUGGGCCAGACACCUUUAAAAAAUCGGCAAAGCAGUUACCAGUUUGUGCUAGUUUUACCAGUAGACUAAUGUAUUGGUAGAACUUGUGGACCUAAGAGAUUAAGCUUCAUGCGUGUUGCAUUUGCCUAAUAUGUGAAUACACUAAUAAAAGUUUUAAUUCUCAAAA